AUGAAGAAUUCUAAACUGGAAGCUGUCUGGAAACCAAUUGAAGAAGGCGAUAAGGUUAUUGUUCAAAGGGGUGAUAAUUUUCAGAUUGUGACCAUCAAAUCAAACAAAAAUCUUGGUGUUGGUAAGGACAAGGUCCCGAUGUCGCAGUUGAUCGGUUAUCCCAUGGGGUCUACUUUUCUUUAUGAUGGUACCACAGUUACCCAGGUAAAAGAAGAGGAAAUAACCGUCAAUUUGGAGCCAUAUGAAUUAGAAUCUUCCAGGGAUAAUCGAAAUCUUCUUGAUCGAAGUGACAAUCAGAUACUUACUGCAGAGGACAUCCAGAGCCUUAGGUCUACUGGCUUUAAAGGGGAUGUAGGGGUUUACAUUAAUGAUCUAAAUUUCCAAAAUCCAAUUAAAAAGCUAAAUCUAGUUAUUUUAUUUUUCGAGGCAAUUAUUUCGAAAUUGGUUGAGAAGAGCACAACUUUUCAUAUGAAGACCAAAUAUUCUCAGGAAAAGUACUUGAAUAAGAAGAAAAAAAAUUACCUCUGUAUUUUUACUGUUCGACCGCAUACCACUCGGAAUCUCUGUGAUAUGAAUAUGGUCUGCAAGGCCACGUAA
Molecule: messenger RNA, 597 nt
Organism: Rodentolepis nana
Lineage: Eukaryota; Metazoa; Platyhelminthes; Cestoda; Cyclophyllidea; Hymenolepididae
Source: the annotation of a GenBank genome assembly